UGUACAUAUUUUAUAAUGCACCACUCACUUCCGACAGCAUGUCGAAAAAUAAAUUCGCAAGGAGUCAACUAGCUAAACAUGGCUGGACUGAAGGAUCUGGACUUGGUAAGAAUGAAAGUGGUAUUACAGAUGCAAUCAAAGUGAAGCUAAAGCAUGACACAGCAGGGGUAGGCCAUAACAAAGGAGAUGAGUUUACAUUCCAGUGGUGGGACCAUGUAUUUAACAAGGCAGCAAGUAGUAUAUCUGUCAAGUCUUCUGAUGAUGGUGUUGCAGUUAAGAAAGUUGGAGAUAGUGGACCUGUUAGUAAUAAAAAGACAAAAACAUAUAAUAACAAGGCAUUGUUGUAUGGACAGUUUGUCAAGGGAGCUACCUUAACUAAUGGUAAUGAAGAUCAUAUAGAAGAAGGUGUUGAAAGCAGUGAUGAAGAAGAAACAGAAAAACUUAAGAUGAACAGACUUAUGGAUGACAACAUGGUGGACAUUUGUGGUGGUAUGACAGCUCAUAAAGCAGCCAGACAUGGCCAUAAAUUAAGUGCUAAGAUGGCUAGAGUUAUGGAGCAAGAAAAACAGGAAUUGGAAAAAUUAAAUAGGAUAAAAGAAUUAAAACAAAAUCCUGGAAGAAAAAGAACGAGAAGUGAAACUUUAAAUGAUACAGAAGAAGAUAAAACAAACCAAGAGGAAAAUACAAGUGUGAAAAAGAAGAAAAAGAAAAAGAAAAACAGAGACCAAACUACAGAUUCAGAUUUACAUGAAAACACUAAAAGAAGUAAGAAAAAAGAUGAUGUUGAUGAACAUAUGUUAAUAGAUGGUUACCACAGUGCAAUAUCUAAUGACUGUUUAAAAUCAACAGAAAGUGAAUCAGUAGACGAUGAAAUGACAGAGAGCAGUAAGAAAAAGUCAAAGAAAAAGAAAAAAAAUAAGAAAAAAGUUGAAGAGACAGAGGCAAUUGAGAAUAAAAAAAGAAAGAAAAAGAAACAGAAGAAUUAAAUUUAAAUAAAUU
Messenger RNA from Mytilus trossulus (common blue mussel), 999 nucleotides. Its product is annotated as G patch domain-containing protein 4-like. Gene Ontology annotation, cellular component: nucleolus. The transcript has 7 exons. Gene Ontology annotation, molecular function: nucleic acid binding. NCBI's taxonomy places the organism in Eukaryota, Metazoa, Mollusca, Bivalvia, Mytilida, Mytilidae. The record is from RefSeq and is a predicted model, not a curated record. The coding region runs from base 39 to 986 and encodes 315 amino acids.